AACGACUCCCAGAUGUCCUCAGCGGCAUGAAGAUAAGUCGCGCGUGUGCCGGUUGAAGUUCACGGGGCAAGAUCGAGCGUUAGUCAUGAUGGGCUAGUCCAAGGCGGACGGACAUACCGUUAACAGUGUGUGCGAGGUCUGCGGAUUACUACACAGAUGGGAGAAGGUCGUUUUCUAAGCAGGACCAUGUGGCGGCAAGUGAUACUUUUAGGAUCUGUAUUAAGUGCCUGCUAUGCGUGUCAAGGAAGGACUUGCGCCCAGUGUGUGACGUCAGGAGGAAACUGCGCCUGGUGCUCUGAACUGGUGAUUGUCAACCCAGAGGACCGAUGUGGCACGAUAGAGGAGAUCAACAAGACCUGUUCCCUUGGGAACAUCACCUUCCCCAGCAACAACAUCGAAUACAACGAGAACAACGACGUAACAGACGGCGUAAACGGCAAGGAAUCGGUGCAACUGCAGCCACAACGACUGACACUGCAGAUCCGCCCCAAUUCCAAAGUGAAGGUUCCCAUGCGGUACCAAGCUGCCAGGAACUACCCUGUGGAUCUGUACUUCCUCUUUGAUUUAUCCUUCACCAUGAACACUCAUAAGCAGAAACUGGGCAACUUAGCCGGACAAAUAGCUAGCAAAAUAGGAAAUAUUUCAAACAAUUACCGGCUUGGGUUUGGUUAUUUUCAAGACAAGGUCAUUCUGCCAUUCACCAAUACAGUUCCCAGUCGACUACAGGACCCAUGUAAUGCAAACGAGAAACCCAGAUGUUCGGCUCCAUACGGCUAUCGACAUCGGCUGAACUUCACGAAGAACGUGUCGAUGUUCGUGGAGAGUGUGAAAACCGCCAACGUCACUGGGAAUAUAGAUGCGCCUGAAGGAGGCCUCGACGCCAUCAUGCAGGCUGUAACAUGUGAGAAGCAGCUGGGGUGGCGCGAGUCCGCAAGGAAACUUCUCAUCUACUCCUCCGACUCCACGUUCCAUGCAGCAGGGGAUGGAAGGUUGGCGGGUAUUGUCAUCCCUAAUGACGGACAGUGUCACUUGGACAAGAGUGGGGAAAACCCACAAGAAUUAAUCCAGGAUUACCCGUCCGUGGGUCAGAUCGCCUACUGGGUGUCCAAGAGGAAAGUCAACAUUAUUUUCGCCAUUGCCAAACAAGAUGCCAAGCAGGACUAUGACAAACUGAGUGAAGUCAUCGUGGGUUCAAGCGUCGACGUCCUUGACGCAGACUCCAGCAACGUCAUCAAGAUAGUGAAGGACAACUACGAGGCUAUCAUAUCGGAAGUGACGCUGAAAGUGGACGCACCGCCGAAUGUAACGGUUACUCUUGUUCCAGAUUGUACCUCGAAAAACAAGGAUUUACCGGAACAGUGUAAAGGAAUAACAAUAGGACAGCCGGUAGACUUUGAGGUUGAGAUUCUGGCCACUAAUUGUCCCGCUGACCCCGCUGACCGGGUACAGAACAUCACGAUAACGCCGGUCAAUCUGCCCGAGACAAUGACCGUCACCCUGGAGUUCAUAUGUCAGUGUGACUGUGAGAAACCCGGGAAAGGAGAGGUGAACAGCUCGCGGUGCAGUGGGGGUAAUGGCACCUACCAGUGCGGGGUUUGCUCCUGCAACGAGGGUCGUUUCGGUAAAACCUGCGAAUGCAGUAAAGGAGAUUUGUCAACAAGCGAGACGGAGUCAUGUCAAGGCCCCAACUCGACUGUGCAGUGUUCCGGUGUUGGGAAGUGCGAGUGUGGACAGUGCGUCUGUAGACGUGGUUACAGCGGAUCCUACUGCCAGUGUCAUGACAACGCCUGCCCCACCUACGCGGGACGCACGUGUGGGGGGCCGACACAAGGCCGAUGUUCGUGCGGGACGUGUUUCUGCAACGACGGCUACACCGGCAACAGCUGCGAGUGCGCCAUCAGUGACGUCACCUGCCGAGACGACAAACAGGAACUGUGUAGCGGUAACGGAACCUGUGUGUGCGGACAGUGCAAGUGCCGGGAGGGGUACGUUGGCCGACUCUGCGACAAGUGCCCGACAUGCCCAGGUGUAUGUGCCGACAGUCGCACAUGCGCAGAGUGUGUAGCGUUCGGGACCGGACUUCCGGAAAUCGACUGCCUUAAUAAGUGUGGUCACGUGGUGAAGGUGGAAAACAUAGACGAAGACGACAAUGGUACAUGUAAACUCAAGGACGAAGACAGAUGCACGAUGAAGUUCAAGGUCAUUUACAACAGUGAGCGUAACACAACGAUACUCGUACAAGACGCUAAAGAUUGCCCUAAAGAGGUGGACAUCCUCCCCAUUGUGCUGGGGGUUGUCGGGGGAAUUCUGGGUGUCGGAAUACUGCUGUUGAUAUUAUGGAAAAUAUUGACGUCCCGAUAUGACGAGAUAGAGUACGCCCGCUUUAAGGAGGAAAUAAAUAACCCCAAGUGGGGACAGGCGAGGAAUCCAAUUUUUAGAGACCCUACAACAACUUUCAACAAUCCAAAUUUUGAAAGAAGUGAACCUUUGGCGGACUAAUUGCCGAGAGUUAAAGGAAGACCUAUCAUCAUUCAUAAUACUCAUCUUGUCUUGCAGUUGAAGGUACCUAAAUUCAAACGUCGGUGUCUUGACCGAGGACGAGAUUUGAUUACAAUUACAUAACAGGGAAUCACAUAUACAUGAUGAACAUACACUCGGUCCAAAGUAGCCCCUAUGUAAUACGACUCUCUCAAUUAACCAGCAGUGUCUGCCAAGCAGAACGCAGAAUAAUAUGAACCUGCAUAAUCCGGCUCUUUCUUUAAAAAUAUACCGGCUCCAAACUCCAACUCUCAACACCGCAAUCGGCAAUGUGCAUCGUAUAUUUAUUUGAUGAAGAAGACGUUAUAUUGCCAUCAUGAAAUAAACUGAAUAAUUCAAUCUCCAACACUAAAUAAUUCUAAAUAAGUAUUGGUCUUUACUGCACUGUAUUUGGGACGAAUACUGGGAAACGAUUUCAGGGUAUAUAAAAAUCUCUUCAUUAUUUGUGUGGAAUCUCUUGUAAUCUAUUAAAUCAAAAUGUGCCUUCAUUUUUUUUAUAUGCAAGAGAUAUUCUUAUGAUAACAUCAUGCCAUGUUAUCGUAAAAAAACUUUUCACAGGGGAACUCCACCAUAUGGUAUAAUGUAGCCAUUUUUUGGAGGACCCACCGACUCCAAAAAUUUAAAUCUUAACAAUUGAAGAGCGGUUUGUUAUAAUGUCGACCUGAAAUAUUUAAACACAUUUAAUAUCACAUUAACAUAUAAUAAUAUUUAUAAUUCUAUAAUCAAAACCUGUUUAACAUUUUUCUUAACUUUAAAACAACUAAUUAUGGCGAAUAUUUGAAAUUGAAAGUUUCUCAUCGGGAGUAUAUUUCAAUAUUAUUAGAAUAUGUUCAAUUAACAAUCACUGCCAAGAUGUGACUGUGUCAUGUCCGACUAUCAUCCUGGGAAUAGUUAAAGGUAGACAGCGAUCGGUCUUUCCAAGCACUGUUUAAUCCGAAAUCGAAACGUCAUUAUGCUUAGUGCGAUAAUGGGACGUAUUUGCACAUCAUUGCGAUAUUUAAAGUUACGUUUUUCUCUACCCGUGUAAGAUGUGUGCAAAAAGGGAAUUCCAUUUUGACGUAGUAUCACGUGAUAUUUCACGUCUUCCAGUUUUUACGGUAUCGAUCGAUGGCUCCCUUCAACUGUGGAUAUAACAAACUGAAGAUGAUAGCCCAUGCUCGAGAUAUCCAGCUUCCUUUUGUCUGGAGUUAAGUGUGUUGAGUAUGUACAGUAAAUAUUUGUAUAUAUUGGAAGCGUGUUAUGUACAUGAAUGCCCGUCUGUGUAUAUUGGUUGGUUAAUUAAACUAUAACACUGCCAGCAUUCCAGUGCUGAGACGUCAGCUCGUAUCAUAGUAUACCCCUCCCCCAAGAAUGUGUCAUUCCAAUAGCAAUACUACUGGAACGAAGAUAAGCACCACUUUUAUAUUUUCAUUAUGUUCAAUUUCCAUUAAUUUAUUCUUUGGGUAUAUCUAUAUAUGGAAUACGAAUGAAACCAUCGCAACCUGCUGACAAUUUGGCACAAUAACACUGUGGAUCUCCUGAUACACAUUUUACUGCCCAUAAGAUUAAUUUUUCGCUCCUGUACUCAACGGUGAUUUGCACAUCAGAAUCGCUACGGACCUCCACCAAAGUUUUCCCCAUCUUCGUCCUGCUUUUGCAUAGGAAAACUGAUCUUGAUUACUAAAUGUUCCUCAAGUUUGUCCACUUUCUAAAGGUCACAGAUCCCUGCUUAGUUUACUGACUUGUCACAGCGAAACAAUUUGCUCAAGUGAGCAUGGUUUUAAGCCGCUUUUAGCAAUAUUCGAGCAAUAUCACGGCGGGGGACACCAGAAAUGGGCUUCACACAUUGUACCCAUGUCGGGAAUCGAGCCCGGUCUUCGGCGUGACGGGCGAAUGCUUUAACCACUAGGCUCCUCGACCGCCCCUUGACUAGAGUGUCUUUCUGGAUAUACUUCUGUGAUAUCAUGUGAUGACCGCAACAACAUGUUUCACUGUUAUACAAUUCUUCUAUUUGAGGCUAAAAACAUCAAUCAACUCUCAUUUUUCAUCAUAUUUUCGAGUUUUGUAGUUAAAUACCGAUAGCCGUAUUUCCUAAACUAUUUUUGAUCUUUUUAGUUUUGUGCAUUAAGUAUGACUAUGUUCCUUUGUAAGCAAAAAGAAAUGUUUUUCAUCAUAAAAUUAAUACAGGAUAUCACAAAAAUGGCUAUAUUUCAUAUGGAAAUAUAUAGUGAUGCUUGACUUUUUCCCAGGGGUACAUGUAUGUGUUUAGCAUUUUUAGCCAGAACAUUCCUUGUAGAAGAAAGCGGGUAAUACCGGGCGACUCAGCACAUGCGAAUAUUUGGACAGAUUUUGAUGAUGGGUAACGUUUUGGCACAGUGAGUGAGUUGUGUUUUACGCCGCUAUUAAACAACAGUAUUUCACUUAUGUCACGGCGUGUCAGAUUCACGUGCAGUUAGAACUGACUCAGCAUCCUGGCUUGAUACGGAAUCAGAAUUCUUCGGAAGCGGUCGUGUGAUCUCAUGUAAUUGUUUAAACGAGUAGUUGAUGUAUAUUUCUCACAACUUUGGUGAAUGAAUUAUUGACAUCGUCACAUAAAAGGAUUCCAUCCGAUUGAAACAAACCGGUCAAUUCAUUACCCAAUAACUAUAAAGUUUGGGUACUACGUCACGACUGCAUUCUCCACGGUUAAAGGUCACUGUUUCGUGUGUACUGAUGGCGUAGUACCCACCCAUUUGCAAGACUAGGUCAGAGGACAACAUACGCGCGAAGUAGAUGGUAUUGUUUUUAUUUAAAGUUCCACUUUGGGAAUUCUUGGACCCAUCCCACACAAAAAUCGGUCCAAAUAUUCGUGAAGUGAUGCCGAGUAACCGCGGACUUCUGAGAAUAAAUAAAGAAACAGGAAAGGGGGAAUUCACCGCAGUAUCUUGAUAACCAUUGUGAUGUAUCAGUAAUAUAAUCAUAAGUUUUCCAAAGAAUUUAAACUGGUGAAAUGUUUACACAUUUCUAUUCAACGACCAGCUCUCAUGAACAGAUGACGUGAGAGUCUAUUGAUGACUUUUGAUAUUGUAUAUAUUGUAUAUUAGACGAACAGUUCCAUAUCUAUCGCUACGUGUUAUUUUUGUAUACCAAAGUUGAUCGUUUUACUUAUAUAUAUACUGUUACUGCGUUUUUGUCUGGACUCAUUUGGUUUUCAGACAUUUGACACUUUCAGUGUUGCGAUAAAAUUCUCCUACGCUUACACUUGUAUACGUUAAACUCGCGUUGCAUCUCAGAGAUCAGUAGUAAUAAUAGCUACAUGUGUCAUUGAUGCUGAAACAAGUCGAUGCGCAUAGAUGCCCUUUAAGACCACGGGAUCUGUGUUUUCCUAACCAAAAUAUACAACGUAAAUCAAGGGAAUAAUCAGUCUCGGUCAUCUGUCGAAACAGAUUACGUUGAGAGUGAAAGGCAAAAUUGUUAUAAAAGUUAUGUGACUGGAACGCUAAAAAUUGAUGACAC
Messenger RNA from Haliotis rufescens (red abalone), 6012 nucleotides. Its product is annotated as integrin beta-PS-like. NCBI's taxonomy places the organism in Eukaryota, Metazoa, Mollusca, Gastropoda, Lepetellida, Haliotidae. Bases 157 to 2499 code for a protein of 780 amino acids. Gene Ontology annotation, biological process: cell adhesion mediated by integrin; cell migration; integrin-mediated signaling pathway. The record is from RefSeq and is a predicted model, not a curated record. Gene Ontology annotation, molecular function: integrin binding. Gene Ontology annotation, cellular component: focal adhesion; integrin complex; cell surface. The transcript has 22 exons.